GACUAGUGUGGUCUAUGACGCACGUCCUCCGUCAAUAUGCGGACUCCCCGGGAACUAUUACAAUUCGCCUUUGAGGAAUAAAUGUAAUUUAUUCAGUUAAUAAAUCUUAUAUCUGGAUAAUAGUAGAUGCGACACCGAUUCAGAAUCCUGGUCCUGCAGAAUGUCCAAGAUCAGGCGGAAGGUUACAGUGGAGAAUUCAAAAACAAUAUCCGAUAGCAGCAGCACCACCGCAUCCAGCAGCACCAACAACCCUGCGGCCCCUUCGCGACGGCCCAGCGUGUUUGAAAGACUCGGCCCGAGCACCGGAAGUAAUGCUGCUGAUAGUCACUGUAGAAAUUGGCUGAAGACAGGAAACUGCAGUUACGGAAACACUUGUCGCUACACACAUGGAACUCACCCACGAGGCAAAGGAUUUAAUUUCAGCCGGUCAGCAGAGAGACCCACUGGUGACUUGCGGGAGAGGAUGAAGAAUAAAAGACAAGAUAAUGACCCAGACAGUGUAAAGCGUGAUUUAGAUGAACCAGCAUCCCCCACAGGAAGACAGAGAGACUCUUCCAGGGGCCGACAUAGAGAGAAAGAGGACAUCAAAAUUAUUAAGGAGCGCACUCCUGCCAGCGAAGAAGAGCCCAUUGAGUGGGAAACAAACCGCGAAGACUCUGAUAUUGGUGAUUACGACUACGAGUUGUCCCUUGAGAUGAAACGACAGAAGAUUCAACGUGAGCUGAUGAAACUGGAGCAGGAGAAUUUAGAGAAGAGAGAGGAAAUUGUCAUUAAAAAAGACGAGACACCCACCAAAACAAGAUCCACAGCCAUGCACAAGGCCUCGCCCGAGCCGUUGCGUUCACGAGACUCCUCUCCGCCCAAGAAGUCCAGUGCCUCUCCAAAACAAAAAAGUGCAGUUAAAGGGUCCGGAAAGAAAGAGAAGAAGGCAUCUGCAUCAUCCCCUGUCGCAGAAACUGCAAAGACGUCGAAAGGUUCUCAUAGUAAGAAGAAAGGGCCUCGUACCCCGAGUCCUCCACCCCCAGUGCCACUGGAUAUCCCCGUGGUUGUAAAGAAGCACAAAGCCAAGCACAAAAACAAAGAGAAGGGCGAAGAGAAGCAGAAAGAGGGGAAGGACCGAGGACGUGAUGCAGAAAAGCACAAAGAGAAGAAGGAGAAACGUCGGGACCGAUCUGACAGUUCCCACAAGGCGAAGCGCUCAAUGACUUCGGAGGAGCGCUCUGGUAGCGUGUCAUCUUCACGCUCAGUCCGCAAGAAGUCCUCCUCUCCCAAAGCUGCUUCACAUAAGACCGCUCUCCUGUCUGCUCCACGCAGGUCUCCAACACCUCCACGCCACCAGCGCACUCCUACGCCGUCCCACCGCCACUCUCCUUCCUCCCGCUCUGACUCUUCUCCCCAGCGACAUACGCCAUCUCCUCGCCGCCGGCGCUCAUCUUCUCCCACCUACCACCGCAGCUCUACAGUUGCGGCCUCUUCUCCGCCAAGGUCCCAGCGCUCCCGUUCUCCUGCCACGUCUCAAGAUGCGUCAUCCCCCCAUCGCCGAUCAGACAAAUCAAGUCCUGCCCUCCACCAUUCCAGAGGUCGCGAGAGAAGCCGUGGCGACCGAGAGAGGAGUCCACACACUCAGGAGCGCAGACAUGAUCGCAGAGAUGAAAGCCGCAGGAAGGGAGACAAGGACGGUAACCGCGAUGACUGGGAUUUCGAUUCAGAGCAGGGCUUAUCAAGGGACAGCCGCGACGACAGAGAUGCCAGGGAUGUCCGAGAGCGACGGGAUGGCCGACAUAGAGGACGCGAAAUGACAAGGGAGCCUCGUGACCGCAGAGAUGUGAAGGAAACUCGAGAAAGCAGGACAGAAACCCGCUCGAGUCGAGAGUCAUUGGAACGACGAGAUCGUGAGCGUGAGAAAGAGAGAGAAAGGGAGAGAGAGCGGGAUAAAGAGAAAGAAAGGGACCGGAUGGACACCCUCAGAAAGGAAGAAAUGGCCCAGGAAGACAGGAGUUAUGGUAGAACUCAUGGCCGGGAAGAAGGAGGAAGAGAAGCACGAACAGAGACCAGAACAGAGCGAAACAGCCGUGGGAGGGGACGUGAUUUCUCUGACAAAGGCUCCAACAGGAACUCCCGAGGGAGCCAGCUGGACAGCAGUCAUGACAAUUGGGAGUCUCGAAGCAGUGGUGCACGUGAACGGAGCACAGAACGCAGUACCACAGAAAGAAUUUCCGACCGAGACAGAAGAGGUGACCAGUUCCGAGACUCUUCUUACGACAGGAGAGGCGGUCACAGUGAAAGAGACCGCAGGGAGAAUCGUGAGAGAGAUCAAAGGGCAGCUUCCCCAAACAGACAUCAGAGAAGAUCGGAGGAGUCCGAGAGGGACGAACGAAGGGAUGAGCGCAGGACAGACCGAGGAGAAGAGAGACGGGAGGACCGGACCAGAGACCGCGAGAGAGACAGAGAGCGAGAGAGGGAACGGGAGAAAGACAGGGAGCGCGAGAGGGAAAAGGAGCGAGAAAAGGAGCGAGAGGCUGAAAGGGAGCGCGCCAGGGAGCGGGAGCGAGAACGGGAACGAGAGAGAGAGCGAGAGAGAGAACGGGAGCGGGAAAGAGAGCGUGAAGAACGAGAACGGGAGAGAGAGAGGAAGGAGCGCGAACGGGAACGAGAGCAGCGGGAGAGAGAGCGGCAGCGAGAAUGGGAGGAGCGAGAGCGGGGAAGGGAGGAAAGGCGGGAGAGGAGGGAGGAUGCCCGCGACGACCGGACCACUCGAGAGACAAGAGACGACCGCAAAGCAAGCCGCAAGCGCCCCAGGUUGGAGACCAGCCCGAGCCCCCGACCUUCGCCCAAACGAGGGACGCGUGACCAGAGUCCUGCAGACAGUGAUGGCUACAACAGUACAGAUGAGAAAAGUGAGCGUCCACUUGGCCGAGGGCUGGCCAAGCUCCACCCACAGCCCCUCCUCCCCAGCCCUGUGUGUCCACCUCCAAGUGACAGUGUGGAUAAGCAUCGCGUGCUCAGCCAGGUGGUGCGCCCCCUGGAGCCCCUGUUGCGUUCACCAGCGAGGCCUGUGAUAUCCGAUGACAAACCCAGCCACUGGAAGGACGAGGAGCGCAGAGGAGCUGGAGAUAAGAGGGAUGCACGCAGCCGCCAUGACGACCAGGAGCCCCGAAGUGAGCGCAACAGGGGAGGUGACCGGCGAGCUGAUCAGCUGUCAGAUACACACACUGACUCUCGCAGCCGAGGCAGAGACCCACAAGACUCCACACCGCCUCCCGUUUCUGUUGCUGCGGGAGCCGAGAACGAAGACAGAGAUGUCGCUGUGUCACAGCCUCCAGAGGAAGGCAAAAAGAAAACCAAAUCACUGAAGAAGGGGAUGAAGAAAGGACGUAAAGAGGAAGACGCAUCUGGUGGCAAAGGUCUAACUGGAGACCGUUUCAACCAGGGUCCCGUGGCUUCUGCUUUGACAGAUGGUCCUCCGUCUCUGCUUUCACCAAGGAAGGGAGCAAAGAGGAAAGUGCUUGAGCGCAAGAGGAAACGCGGAGGAGAUUCUGAGGCAUCGGAGGAGGAUUCUUCAGCGCAUCAGCCACAAAAGAGGAAGAGAGGUCCUCGGACACCGCCUCCCUCCAUGAGACCAGGUCGUCGUGGCUCUGCCGGCAAUGCUGAGCCAGCCCAACUCUCCAAAAUGGACACCUUCAGUGACUGGUCGGAUGAGGAGGUCUCAGAUCGAGGAGGACAACUGGAUUCCGCUUCUGCUGAACGCCCUCCACCUGAGCCUCUUCGAAGAGGUGGGGGCCCCAGGUUGGGUCGGGACAGAGACCGGUGCAACCCCCCUCCGAUCGCCCCUCUGCUUCUGCAAGAUCCUCCGAUGCUGCUGCAGACUUUGACGCCACAGCCCCUGAUGUCCCAGCCCCUUCUGCGCAAGCCUCCUCCAGAGCAGACGCGCAGCAACAGCAUGGGAAGUAACCAAAGCCGCGCGUCAUCCAGGCGCCCGCGGUCCCCCUCCAACGAUUCGGCCCACCGAGAUGACGUGCAGGCAACACGUGCCCGUAGGGGGCGGCUUCCGGGCAGUGGCACACUUGACCGGGAAAGGGAGAGAGAAAGGGAAAGGCUUGCAGUGAGUGACCCACCAGGUACAGAGAGGAAAUCGCGAAUAGACCAGUUGAGGAGAGGCGAGCCAAGCCGCAGUACCUCUUCAGACCGCCAGGAUUCUCGCAGCCACAGCUCCAGGCGUAGCUCCCCUGAUUCUGAGAGGCAGGGCAGGUCCCAAUCCCGUGCCGGUUCCUACGACAGUCGAGAACGAGAGCGUGACAGGGAGCAGUUUGAUCGGGAGCGGGACCGAAAGGACCUCCGCCAACAGCAGCCAGCCCUGCUUCUUCAACAGCCUCUUCAACAACAGAGAGACUGGGACCCAGAAUCCAGGGACUGGCCUGGCAGGGCACGGGAGCCUCCUCCCCCCAUGCGUCCUGCUCGUGAACCCCUUCUAAGGGAGAGGGACGUUCGGGACAGGGAACGCUUACUAACCGAGGGACUCAUUCAGCAGAAUGAGCGGGAAAGGGAGCGUGAGCGGGAACGGGACAGCAGGGCUGAAAGGAGCGGCGAUAGAGAGAGGGAGAGAUUGAUGAUGCUGGACUUGCCCCCCCACUGUGACCCCAGAGCUGCAGGGCGAGGCGACCUGAUGCGGCAAGACAGAGGUGACUAUGAGCCCCUCCUGCCAAGAGAAGCCUUCAGCCCACCAGAAACCGAGAACCCAAGCAACAGCCACCCUGUGGGGGAGCAGUCAGAGAUGGAGAAGAUGGACAGCAUUGACGGAGAAGAGGAGGGGAAGGAAGACGACAGCCAGUCAGUGGCAUCUGUUGGAGAGGAGUACGAACCAAUCAGUGAUGAUGAGCUUGAUGAAAUACUUGCUGACAGUCAGAAAAAAGACGAUCAGCAGGAUGAGGAGAAAAUUACAGGCCCUCUGGAUGUCAUUGAUGUGGACUGGUCCAGUCUGAUGCCCAAACAGAAGCCAGAGCCCCGAGCGGCUGGAGCAGCUCUCCUGCGCUUCACCCCAGGCGCUGUUCUGCUCAGGGCGGGCGUCUCGAAACGACUUGCUGGGACUGCGCUCCUGGAGAAGGUCAGAGAAGUGUGCAAGGCAGAGCUGGAUGACCCAAAAGAUGCCGACAAGCUGUUUGAGCAUGACCUCGGGGCCUUGAACAUGGCAGCCCUGAACAGACGAGUGGAGAGGGCAGGUUUACUCAGCAACCUGGGGCCCUGCUGCAAGGCUCUCUCUGCCCGCAGAGACUUCGGCAUCCGCAAGCAGCUCUUGAAAAAUGACAAGGGCCUCACCAAACAGUAUCCCAUGAAUCCUGUGGUGGACAGCGAGCUGCUCCAAAUGAGCAUGCGUCUCUUUAGGAGAACUGUGACUGGUCAGACUUCUGUCCCAGAAAGAUCCGAUGGUGGGUCCGAUCCAGCUCCUGAAGAUGCCCCGGCGGAUAGCAUCAGCGACCUCGCUGUGGGACAGCCAGAGGUUUGUGUGUCAUGAGAUGCACAAUGCGGCUUUUAGUAUGGAAGCCUAUGAACAUAAUGGCUUCUAAGCCUUGACUUCUCCCUGUCCCAUUUCAUCGCAGACAUUACUUUGUAGUAGGAAAUAAAGCUGUUGAAAAUUUGGGAAUUGUGAUUAACAUUCAAUUUUUUUCCGUUAUGUGCAUGUUCUGUGUCAUUGAAUACUUGUGAAAUGUUACGGGAAAAAAGCUCUUCCGAAUGUUAUUGUUGGUGUCACAUUUUCAUACAUUAUGCAUUACUGUACUUACAAAUAGUGCUUGUGAAAUAUGUAAGACCAUCUUCCACAGAAGAAAAGCACCUUACAUAUGAACACUAGCUAUGAUGCAAAAAUGAAUUUGCCAAAAUUAUAGAUAUGUCAAUUAUCUCAUUGAAUGCUAUGAUUUGGUUAUGUGCGCCAAUCCUGACCUUUGAGCAAUACUUUUCUUUUUUAAUAAUACAUUUCCAAAUAUAUACAGUACACGAAUGCAAGUGGGACUUAAUCACUGAUAAGUGCUGGUAUUUUUAUUCUAUUUAUUAUUUUUACAAGAGCAACAAGAUAAAAAUACACCUCUCCCUGGUGUGCUUUUUUUUCCUUCUUUGAAAAGGCCCAUGGGCAACUAGUGGUCUUUUGCAGCGAACUGGUGCCUGUGGGAAUGAUGAUGAUGACCUCUUGAUGAUUUCUUUCUGAUCUUAAAAUGGAAAAAGUGGCCUCACCAGUGAAUAACAGCAAUGGUAGAAUUGGUCACACAAAUGUGUUUUCCUACAAAUGAUGAUAACAAUAAUGAUUCAUCCUGAUGACACCCGAGGUUACAACCGUGCAUUGAAUGGUUAACUUUUUCUUCCUGGGUCUUUUGUAUCAGCUUUCAAAUGUGAAACUUUGAUCUCCUGUAUUCUGAUGCAUCCAGUUCCUAUUUUGCAGGGAAUGACUAAAUAUUGGUCGUAUAUCCACAAUACAUUCGAAUGCUUAGUUACAUCUAAACUAGAUGCCUCUCUAAAUGUUUUCAUCAUUCACAUGGCUGACCAUGACAAAUUACAUUAAAAGCCUUGUACAGCUCAAUACAAGGAUUUUGCCAAUGA
Molecule: messenger RNA, 6585 nt
Organism: Hippocampus zosterae (dwarf seahorse)
Lineage: Eukaryota; Metazoa; Chordata; Actinopteri; Syngnathiformes; Syngnathidae
Gene: zc3h13
Product: zinc finger CCCH-type containing 13
Exons: 20
Coding region: 161-5509 (1782 amino acids)
Cellular component (GO): RNA N6-methyladenosine methyltransferase complex
Molecular function (GO): metal ion binding
Source: RefSeq, a predicted model, not a curated record